UAAAAGUGACAAAAACGAAAGUCCAUGUAAAGAGAAAGUGAAAGUACAUUUAUCUCUGCGUUGCUCAGUCUGAAGAGACUAAGUAGAUUGAUAGUGUACAGUAUAAUGGUUUAUCUUUGUUAUGUGUGGUUAUGUUUGGCAUUUGCGAUAUUUCUAGGUUACAUAGUUGUAUCUAGCAGAAAACUGCGAACAAAUUUUAUUUUAAAUUUGUAUAUAUUUGGAAAGCUUCGUAACUCGGAAGAAUACAACUUGACAUCAAAUUUUCUGCAAGUCCCCAAAAGAUGGUUCUUUCACUUUUAUGCAGCUGGACUUGUUGUUCACACCCCUGUCCUUCUUGUGAUGGUUCACUCGGUCUUUAUAGCAGAUGAGUUUCCUAAGGAAGUAUCUCUGAUACUGAGUUAUGUUAGAAUCCCAGCAUCCCGAGCUGAGUUACUUCCCCCUGUUCAGAUUAUUUUGGUUCUGUUGAUGGGAGAGAUUCAAAUGAUUAGACGACUAAUUGAGAGUAUCUACAUCAACAGCUACUCUCCCAGCACCAUGAGCAUCAUCAUCUACCUCACAGGAAUCAUCUUCUACUGCCUUCAAGGAGUCAGUGUUGUCUCAGUCAUGCAGGAGAAAUCACUUCGAUUUGGUGCAGUCUGGAAUGACCUUCAGUGGUAUAAUUACCUCUUGAUAUUUAUGUUCAUCUACAGCAGCUACAAACAGCAUGCAUUGAACAACAUCUUGGCUAGUCUAAGACGCAAUAAACAAGGAUCAGUAGUCACAGACAAGCAUCUGAUGCCGGUGGGGGAUUUAUUCAAUCACUGCUCCUGUCCUCAUUUCUUCAUGGAAAUACUGAUCUAUAGUGUGUACUGCGCCAUGUUCUGGUGGAGACAUUCAGUGUGCAAUGCUAUCUGGCUAUUUGUUUUUGUGAACCAGACUUUGGCUGGACACUUUGCACACAGCUGGUACCAAGCAACAUUUCCUAACUACCCAAAGGACAGAGCACCUGUUAUUCCUUUCCUUCAUUAUGAUAGGCUGAACAGUUCUCAUUCUCGGAAGAAAUUGUGAUAAAACAUCGUUGAAAUAUUCUCAUCUGUUAAUAUGUUGUCAUAUUUUAUACAUCAUGGUCAUAAAUUGCUGAAAAAGACUA
This is a messenger RNA of Ostrea edulis (European flat oyster), 1129 nucleotides long. Its product is annotated as polyprenol reductase-like. NCBI's taxonomy places the organism in Eukaryota, Metazoa, Mollusca, Bivalvia, Ostreida, Ostreidae. The record is from RefSeq and is a predicted model, not a curated record. Gene Ontology annotation, cellular component: endoplasmic reticulum. Gene Ontology annotation, molecular function: 3-oxo-5-alpha-steroid 4-dehydrogenase activity. Bases 106 to 1047 code for a protein of 313 amino acids. Gene Ontology annotation, biological process: polyprenol catabolic process; dolichol-linked oligosaccharide biosynthetic process. The transcript is spliced from 5 exons.